ACCAAACAGUACAAGGCCUCUUCGAGUAAAAAAUCCUCAGCCAUGACCAGUGAAACCAGUGUCAUCAAUGAAUCUGGACUUACCCAAUCAUCAUCCUUUUCCUCCUCACAAUAUCAUGCCGAGGCCAUGGAUGAAUUUUCCUCAACAAGUGGCAAAAUUAUCUCUUCCAUUGAUUUGGUUAGUGAAAGUGCCAUUCAAGAGCCCAUAUUCUCCGUGCCCAUAGAUGUGGUGGAGAUCAGUAACACAGCUGCGGCCAAUACCAAACAGCAAAUGUUAUCCAGCUCCUCCAAAUCGAUGAUGUCCUCUUCAACCUCCAAAUCUCAACAGAUGAAAUCAUCCAUAUCUUCAUCCUCCACAAAGGCCAUACUCUCCGGUGAUGGUGGUGGGCAAAUUGUUGAGGUUGAAUUCCAACCCGAAACGGUGAUCAUCAAAGAUGAAUCAAUGGCCACAAAACAAGCUUACCAGUCAAUUGCCAAAACAAUAAAUGGUGCUACCGAAAUGACAUCAUCAUCGAUGUUGUCAAGCCAGUUUAAGGCCAACGAGUCGGUGAAUGGACAGACCAUAAAUGAACAAGAUCACUCCAACACAGAAUAUUCCUCAUAUUCCACACCGAACUACAAUAAAAUGUCAAUGGUAAUGGGGGAUGGUGGUGUUGUCGGUGGCGACAAUACAAUGCUCUUGAAUUCACCCACAGCGGGACAACCAUAUCAGGUAACCAUGCCCAUAACACCCACUACCUCGGAUUCCAAGAUAAGUCAACAUGAUUUACAAAAUCAACAAAGCACAACCAAGUCUUCCAUAAAUGAAUUUACCAGCAGCAGCAAUAUUACAAGCAGUAGCAACAUAAUUGAUCAUCAAAUAAACCUCAGCAGCAGUAGCAACAACAACAAUCAACAUGACAAUAACACAACUACUCAAAACAUUACCAACAGCAGCAACAAGGGACUGAUAAGCAAUAACAGCAACAGCAACAAUACCAACAACACCACCAUUUCCACCAACACCUCCACCACCACCACAAACAAAUAA
Molecule: messenger RNA, 1029 nt
Organism: Musca vetustissima
Lineage: Eukaryota; Metazoa; Arthropoda; Insecta; Diptera; Muscidae
Exons: 2
Coding region: 43-1029 (328 amino acids)
Source: RefSeq, a predicted model, not a curated record